This is a messenger RNA of Trichogramma pretiosum, 6026 nucleotides long. RefSeq lists its product as uncharacterized. The record is from RefSeq and is a predicted model, not a curated record. NCBI's taxonomy places the organism in Eukaryota, Metazoa, Arthropoda, Insecta, Hymenoptera, Trichogrammatidae. The transcript has 5 exons. Bases 2212 to 3732 code for a protein of 506 amino acids.
UAAUUUCAUAUGAUAGUUUGAGCUUAUAUUUUUACUCUUGUAAGUUUUAUUUUCGCCGGGAAACGCAUCUUAAAAUUAUUUUUUUCUAUAAAACCACUAGGGAAUUAUUGCUAAUAACCGAAUAAAGUGGCUUUACACUUAAAUGUAUUUUAUUUUUCCUGUUAGUUAACAGUCAGAUAUUUAAAAAUCAAUCAGUCUCAUACAAUUUAGUUUUAUUCAGUACUCAAAUCGAAACCAUUGAGUCUUCAGAGAGUCAUAUCUCUUCAGAGAAUCAAACUUGCGGAUCGAGCUGAGAUAAUCUAAGUUAAUAGAAGAAAGCUAAGUAGAAAGUUAAGUAAACAAUAGUAAAAAAUAAGUAUGUAUUGUAUGUAUAGCGAAGCGAUGCUGUGUCUGCUCUGAUACACAAUUGCGAUCCCAUUGUGACACCUACAACAAUCUUAUGAAAAAUAAAGUAUUUUUGUUAUUUAAUCUUUUCAUAUGUGUAACUCAAUAGAAGAGCUACAUGCACACCUAUUGAAAAUUUGAGUGAUGGAACUCGAGAGACUCUCGAACUGCAUCGGCUGUAGCAAGUUGUCGAGAAUAUCUCUUGAAAUCGGGGAGCGGCGUCCGCGUUGUAGUACAUACGCUCGUAUAUAAGUAUAAUGUACGACAACACGACGAAUGGAAAAAAAGGUAAAAAAAAAAGCAAAAGAAAAAAAAGGAAAAGCGCGCACUCGAGCGCCCACGUACUAUCGACUCCGAUCGGCCUAUUCUGCUCGUGCAUACAGCUGCCUUGUCAUGCAUCAGGCUGCAGCCCAAGUUAUAUACCUAAGAUUCGGUUCGACGACGAGCAAAGAAUAAAAGCGAAUAAGACGGAGUCUGCGGAGAAACGGAAGCACCCGGAUUACACGUACUAGCCCACAUAGCACGGCGCACUCGAGCCUUGGCCGUAUACUUGGCUACUCCGUUCAGCGCUGAGCUCCACAUGCAUGCACAUUCAUGCAUUAACGCACAUAAAUAUUUAUCAACCUCACGGUUAAGCUCUGCCAGUCUGCAGCUCUCUUAUAGUGGUUAGCGCUUCCUCUGCACAUACCUACUGCACUCGCUCGCUCUCUCUUUCUCUCUCAUUUACUCUAUGAAUAUUAUACCUCUAUCUACAUAAGCACAUUUGCUGUCUCUUUUCUUCUUCCUUGGAUCCUUGUGCACGGACGCACAUAUAUAUACAUGCAGAUGUACGAGUUAAUGCACGUCUGUGCCGUGUGCGUGCGUGCAAUGUGAGCGAGUAUGUGUUCGCUCAAACACAUACAUAGCAAUACAGUUUGUGUGUAUAUGAAAACGCAGUCCUAGCCCAAUGCCCAUAGGCUUACCCGUCGCGUACUGCGGCUGCAUUGCGAGUAGCUACAGUCCGACAGCCAGGUAAGCCGUAAAAGCUGCAACUUAAGCGAUUCUUCGUGACUACGAAAGUACGAGCUCCUAUGUUAUAUAUGCACAACUAAGAGCGACCGCUCACUGCUGUUGCUCCUACCGAGUGUUAUUUUGUGCGCGCAUAUCGACUUGGCCAAGUCCCUUGACUGUUGAGAUCAAGUUCAACCGCACGACUCAUCGUUCGGUGCAGCGACGAUCUCAGCCGAUCUGAUAACACCUGCUAUGAAUCUGGCAGCAGCCGGCUCCUCUUGCUUCUCCUGGACGUCGAGCAAUCAUGUUUGCUCGAACUCGUGAAGGUCAUUCAAACGCCGUGACUGAUACAGAGCCCAGCUGCCGCCUACGAUGCGACUGCUCGUACUGCCAUUGCCGCAACUCCUAGUUCUUCGCCCCGGUAAACUUGCGACGCAGAUAUUUGUACUCGCACACGUGAUGCGUAAUCCAGUCUGUUUGCUGCAAUAGAGUAUCAUGUCACUCUGAAGCUUACGGACAAACUGAUAACCCAAUAAUGAGGCUACAGCUGCCUGCUAGGCCAGUGUUGAAAGUGCUCAUUUUUCUGUGUAUCUCAAUUCAGUGAUUUGACUUUAGGCUAGGAACAAACGCCUUUUGCAUCCACUUGUUAUGCCUGCUUUUUACAAGUUCAAUGCAUUCAUGCACUAUCAACAUUUUCAUUUAGACAACAGUCAAUUACUUCAAGUCUGCUUACAUGAGCUUGAAUGAGGUAAAUUAAUCUAGAAUGGCUAAUAAUCAAUUAGGCUAUGUACAGCAGUAUUUGCUAUUUGCAUAUGGAAAAAAUCUGAGGAUGCACAGAUGAAAACUAUGACAGAUAUGUGCUCCCGCGAGCCAGCACCAAGUGUGCUUCAGCACCAUCAUUCAGUUCUUGGUAAAAGCAACGGCAAAAAUUCUUCAAACUCUAGCCAUCAGCAAAUAACGCAAUCCACUCAGAUUAAUCUUCAACAUCAAGGUCACUCUCAACCUAGACCAAGUUCAUCAGAUAGUAAAAUUCAUGGCAAUAAUGGUCAUGAUGAUGACAGUGGACAUAUUAAUGGAGCAAAUAUCAAUAAUACUCCCACUCCUGGAGGCAGGCUCAAGUUUUUUAAGGAUGGCAAGUUUAUCCUUGAAUUAUCUCACCGCCGGGAUGGAGAAAGAACAACAUGGUUUCCAGUUCCAAAAAAGACUUUCUGGCCUCCUGCUAGUGUUACACCUAACAGGCAAGAAAGUUCUGCAUCACUGAGUGUAUCUGAUGAUAAUUCAUCUAUUCAAUCAAGUCCAUGGCAGCGCGACCAUUGCUGGAAACAAAGCAGCCCUAGAAGAAAUAUUUCGACUGAGUUCACAUUUUACUACAGACGAUAUCCUAAAACACAAGUUAGUGUUCACCCGAGACUGAUAGCCCGUAAAAGAAGACAGCCUUUUGACUCCAGUUCCUCAAUUACGCAACUUAAAGAGUCAAUUGCUGUUAAUCAACAAAAAGCAGUCAUUAUUUCUGCUCCUUCAAAACCAUCGGUUAAACUAAAUCAAGUUCGAAAGUUAAAUGGAGCACCAGCAAAUAAAAGUCUUAAUAUUAUCAUUGAUAAGCUUGCAAGACUUUUGGAUCCUAAUGUAGUGUCACCUCGUAAGCGCAUUUUACGCGAACUAGAGAGAGUUAGCUUAGAAGAUCAAGCUUCAAAAAGAAGAGCUACUCCACCACAUACUUCCAAUAAUAGCAUGGUUCUGAACGUUGUAAACGAACCAACAGUCUCAUCAAAUAGAAUGCCAACAGUAUCAAUAGCAAUGGCAGCAACAACAUCAGUACCAGCAACAAAACAGUUAUCAUCUUAUAGUAUAACAAGUAUCUUAGGAGAAGAUAAACCAAGUGUUGAGGGUGAACCAGGGUUCUUACGUAAUCUUCUGAAACCACAAAUACAACAGCCGCAAAUACAUCGUUCUCCUCAACCUCAUUGUUCCCCACAGCCCCAUCGUUCCCCUCAACCUCACCAAUCGCCUCAACCUCAUCAUUCUCCGCAACAUCAGCCAGUAUAUGGACGCUCAUCUCGGAUUGACCCUGGCAUGGCGUAUCUUAAUUCAUCGAAUGUUUCAAUGCAACCACAACAUCCGCCUAUUUAUGGGUUACCGUUGCUUCCACCCGCAGCUUAUCGAACAUCACCUUUUUGUUGGAUGCAUUACUCUCAACCAAUGCAUUAUCCACCACCAAUGCUAUAUACAACCCCACCACAACCCCAGAAUCAUUCUUCCUCUCCCUCACCUCCUGCUCAUCGCUUCAAAGACUACAGGGAACAGACAUUAACACCACCCUCAGAUGUGCCUCUAAAUUUAUCGAAGCAUGCAGGGUGAAUUUUGUAAUCCUGAAUACUGGUGCCUUAUUUUUGGAUAAAUUUUCAACCAGAAUAAGUAAAUUUUAAUUAAGUUAGUAAUAUACCUAAACACUGCCUAAGCAACGACAAUGCGAUAGAGUAUAGUAAAUUAGUAUUUUUCUACCUUAGAGGUAAAUUAGUGAAUAUGUCAAUAGUUGGUUUAAUACCAUUGUUUCCAACACAACUUCGAGUUUCUUGCUCUAAUUUUUCAAUUAUUGUUCUGCUCAAAUUGGUAUAUUCCCGUGUAUAGUUUAUUUAAAAGUUACUACAUCUUAAGUAUAUCUAAAAAAAUGACUAAGGAAGUGGAUGACACUUGUGCUUUAAUAAAAUCAAUGAAUUCGUAGUAAAUAUAUGCUUUGAAUUUGAAUAUAAUUUACUCAUUAUGAGAAAAAAGGCAACAUAAAUGUAAAAAAUUAAUAUCAUUCUGCGUAUCAUCGCAAAUGACUCACGUGUUUUUAUUGUACUCUAAAAUAUUUGCUGUAAAAAAUAAUUUAAAACAUUCAAACAUUUAAUGUUGCAAAGAUUUGUGCAUUCAAUUCAGUAUUUAAAAAAUAUAUUAAAAUUACUCUAUAAAUUUUAUAAUGUUCAGUAUUUUCAAUAAUUAUUUCGUGAAUCUAAAUUGUUUCAACCUGAAAUUAAAAUAAGUCGAGAGAAAAACUAAUUUCUAAUGUUAAAAAUAUUCCAAAAAAUUUUAUAUACCAAAUUGUUUGUAUCAAAUCUAUAGAAAAAGAGAUUUACUCAGAGUUUACACAUAAAUGUGAUAUUUAUCAAUAUAUAUAAAAUUCAAAUGAAAUUAAUUUUGCGAUUGCUCUACAAUUAUUUACAUGGAUUCACAGUUGUUUUGUAAUACUUAACAUCAAAGUCGUUGGUUUUGAAGAAAGUGAUUCAUACAAAUUAAAUGAUUAUCAUUCAGAUUUCAUAAAAAGUCAGUAUUUAAAAAAAAAGCAGUGAAUCAAGAUUCAAAAGCGGUAGUUGGCAGAGUACAUUCUCUGUUUUUUACCAAGAUAUUUAUCAUAGUGAAGUUGGAUACUUGAACAAAAAAAUAUUUACUAGGAAAAAUACCAAGAGGUCCUUUUUGCCAAUUUUUUGAAAUGGCAUUUUUAUAUAAAUAAUAUUGUUAGUUAAUAAAAAAAAUUAUCAGAACAACGCAUAUCUGAAAUAUUUUUAUAAAUGCAACUUAUGUUAAUUAAAUACCAAGCAAUUUAAAUGGUUUUAAUUGGUUGGUUGAUAACAAAAGUUACUGACAAAAUUGUUAUUCGAAUUAGUUUAUUAUCAAUACAAGCUAUACUUGAUAACUAGUAGUGAUUACUUUUAAAACAAAUGUAAAUACCGAUACUUCAAUAAUUCAGGACUUUUUGUUACCCAAACUAAGUAUAGAAUCUAAAAAUCUAAUUUUUACAACAUUUUUGAUAAAGUAGUAAUUUUAUGAAGAAAUCUUGACAACUUGAAAAAUUAUUAUUUUUUUUUUUUACAAAAAAUCACUCAAUGUUUUCAAAAUGAAAAAGUUGACUUAAAAACAUUGAGUACAUAUUAAUAUUGCCAAAAUUCUGUCAAACAAUAAUUUUACAUAAUUAAGAUUGAAGUAUUAUAACAUUUUUCAUUUUUGGUACAUUAUAAUUUUAUAAUUAUGAAUUAAUACUCACAGUCAUUUGAGCAGAAGCAUGUAAAUAUCAAAGUUGCAAGAACUUUUUUGGCAAAUGCUUGUCUAUUAAAAACCUUGUACAUAUAAAAAAACAAAUUCAAUAGAGACUUUCCUUCUAACUGCUGCUGAAUAAUUCUUUUGAAAAACUUUCUGAAAAUUUUAUAAGUCUAUGAUUGAGAACUAAUUAUGCACAUUAAUUUUAUUUAAAUUGAAAGUUAAAGCGGUAUGUUUUAGCUAGAAGUAUUACUUAAGUAAGUAUUACACAAGCAUGAUGGGAAGUCAAUUUGCAAUAUUUUGUAUAUUAUUAUUGAUGUUAUCAUUAUUUCUUUCACUAUUGUCAUGAUUAUUAUUCAUUAUUAUUAUGAUUAUUAUUACUAUAAUAUUAACAAAUAUCUCAAACAUCCAUAACCGUUUUUGGAGUUUAUUAUCAAUUUAUUAUAAAGGCGUCUUAACAAAGUCCAGUUUUCUUUUAUUUUCUUAAACAUAAACAUGAAUCGUGAACUAUAAUACUUUGAUAUUUUAUAGCAUUUCAAAGUAUUUUUAUUCAGUAGAUAUAUGGAAAAACUUACUACUACUGUCUCGUAACUGACCAGCGUGACGUGUUAUUUAAAUAAAUAAUAAUUAAAAUGAAA